UUUGGCGUUUGUGCGUCCUCGGCAACAUGGCGGAUCGGCUCACGCAGCUGCAGGACGCCGUGAACUCGCUUGCAGAUCAGUUCUGUAAUGCCAUUGGCGUCUUACAGCAGUGUGGUCCUCCCGCCUCCUUCAGUAACAUCCAGACAGCCAUCAACAAAGACCAGCCAGCCAAUCCCACGGAAGAGUAUGCACAACUUUUUGCAGCACUGAUUGCACGAACAGCAAAAGAUAUUGAUGUUUUGAUAGAUUCCUUACCCAGUGAAGAGUCAACAGCUGCUUUACAGGCUGCUAGCUUAUAUAAGCUGGAAGAAGAAAAUCACGAAGCUGCUACCUGUCUGGAGGACAUUGUUUACCGAGGAGACAUGCUUCUGGAAAAGAUCCAGAGCGCGCUUGCUGACAUUGCGCAGUCACAGCUGAAGACCCGGAGCGUUACCCGCAGCCAGUCUAUGCCCGACUCAUAGCAUCGCGGACACGUGACUGAGAAAAGACUGUUGAAUGCCGCAUCAGACUAGGACGUGGCCCUGCCAGCAGCUACAACCUAUGCUGCGACGUCGACCUUCUCAACUGGUUCUCACUGUCUUCUGUUUCCACGGGAUAAGUCAAAAGCUUCAACGUUACUAUUGCCCUGGAGUCAUCUUCAAAUAUCGUUACGUCAUUUUUUAUCUAACUUAAUUUUCAAGGUAGAUACUGUACUAACGAUCACAAUAUAAUUAAACAGACAAACAUACAAUAAAGCUCUUGGA
This is a messenger RNA of Chionomys nivalis (European snow vole), 743 nucleotides long. RefSeq names its product mediator complex subunit 21 (gene Med21). Lineage: Eukaryota; Metazoa; Chordata; Mammalia; Rodentia; Cricetidae. Gene Ontology annotation, molecular function: transcription coregulator activity. The record is from RefSeq and is a predicted model, not a curated record. The transcript is spliced from 4 exons. Gene Ontology annotation, biological process: regulation of transcription by RNA polymerase II. Gene Ontology annotation, cellular component: mediator complex. Bases 27 to 461 code for a protein of 144 amino acids.